Yamadazyma tenuis ATCC 10573 is the source of this 1080-nucleotide messenger RNA. RefSeq names its product Duo1p (gene DUO1). Lineage: Eukaryota; Fungi; Ascomycota; Pichiomycetes; Serinales; Debaryomycetaceae. Gene Ontology annotation, cellular component: DASH complex; mitotic spindle. The record is from RefSeq and is a predicted model, not a curated record. Gene Ontology annotation, biological process: mitotic cell cycle.
AUCAACAACAUGAGCAAACAAGUCGCUUUGGAACGAGAAUUGGCCCAGUUGACUCAGAUCAACCUGGUAGUGGGCAAGUUGGUAAGUACAAUCCAAACCGCCAACAGCGAUAUUCACAAGGUGCACGGAUCCAUUAAUAACACCAACGAACUUCUUUUCAAAUGGGUUCAGAUCUUAAGUCAAACCACCUAUACCAAAGACAUUAUCAGCAAUUCCAACUGGAAUGGUGAGGACAUAGACUUGGACAAGAAACUCACAGAAGAAGCUGAGUUGAAGAGGCAGUUGAACGAGUUGGAACGAGAGAAUGAGCAGUUGGCUGACCGUUUAGAGCAGGAUGACACCAAGAGAAGAAGAAUAUAGAACCAAUGCUACUGUACCAUAUACAACAAUUACUAUACCACUGUGCCAUACACAACAAAUAUAGUACUACUGUACCAUACACAACACUAUCUAACUGACUACUGUACCUUAUACUCAACAUUAUAUUACUAUACUAUAAUAAAUAUCCAAAAGUCAAAUCAAUACACGAGUCAUGUACUACUUCAAGAUGUUGGUGAUCAUGUCGGCAGCAUCCACACUAUCACCUUCUUUAAUUAACACUUCACCAAUCUUACCAGAAACUGGAGCACUGAUAACCAUCUCCAUUUUCAUGGCACUCAACACGGCAACUGGGUCACCCUUCUUGACUUCUUGACCAGUCUUGCAUCUGAUUUCCACCACAACACCAGCCAUUGGUGCACCCACAUCGUUUGGUUGAGAGGCCUUUGGUCUGGUUUUGGUUUCAACAGAAGCCGUCUUGGCUUCACUGACGGCUCUGUUGAAAGCAUCUUCCACACUGUCACCUUCUCUGACCACUCUCAUACCUCUACCACCACCUCCAAACGCCGCCUUGAUGAUGACGGGAUACCCGUACUUUUCAACAAACUUGGUGGCAUCUUCAACCGACUCAAUGGGCCCAGGGGUUCCGGGAACCACAGGCACGUCGUUCUUGAUGGCCAAGGUACGGGCACUGACCUUAUCUCCGACCUCGUCAAUUGUUUUCCACGAAGGUCCGAUCCACACAAUGCCGGCCUCCUCAAC